AUGUCUCUACCACCUCAAGAUCCUACGAGAACUUCAUAUCAACAACCAAAUCCGCAACGUCUCAUCUUUCCAGGUCAACAAAACCUAGGUCAACAAAAUCUGGGUCAACAAAACCUAGGUCAACAAAAUCUUGGUCUACAAAAUCUUGGUCAACAAAGCAUUGCUUACCCAAGACCAACAUCAACAGGUAUUCGUGGUCCACCAAUUCCACAACACAAUUCUCCAUACACUACCCCAUACGCCAAUAAGCAACCCGUUCCACCAAGACAAAAUGGCAACAAUGGAGUAUCUGCCGAACAACAAAUUGCUCAAGGCAUCCUGAGUAAUACUACGAAUGGCCAAACUUCUCAACGACAGCCUCAGAGACAAAAUGGACCACCGCCCAUGGGUACGAUAAUUCACAUGGCCCCUCAACAUACCCCGCAAAACCAAUCCAUGACUGUCAAUCACGCCGUUCACCCAACGCCCCCAUCCGCCAUGGGUCAAGCUCGAGAAUUUGCAGCUCAGCAACGACAGUCACAAUCUCCCGCGUUGCAAGGACAAAGUCUUGGCAUUCAACGACCUGCCAUGAACCAAUCCCCCGCCAACUCUAACCUCGGGUCUGCGAGACCGCAAGAUUCACCGGCAAGCUCCGCUCAGGACAUGUCCAUGAUUGAUCCUCAACUUUCACUCGAUCAACAAUUGGAUCCAAACAAUUCCCUUCUUUCUCCGGCGGAUGCACAUAAUGAAACUGAAGCUCCAGAAGUGGACCCAGAUGACAUGCUAACGGCUCCACCAGGAGGUAGCUAUCCAACUUUUGAGGCUCUGUUUUCAGCUGCACAGGCACAUGCUUUGACACAUGGUUAUGCGUUCGUUAUUGGCAGAUCCAAACGUGACAAUAGAGGCUUGAAGAAAGUAUUCCUUAUAUGUGAUCGCGGCGGAACCAACAAGGAAAAGGUUCCGGGUGAACAGCGACAACGUAAAACCAAGUCACGUAAAUGCGGUUGUGAGUUUGGAGUCUUUGGUCUCGAAAACAAGACUGCUUGGCUUUUACGAGGUCGAAUUGAUGGAGAGCACUUAACACACAAUCAUCCGCCGAGCGAGAGUCCCACGGAGCAUCCGGGAGCUAGAAAGUUAGAUCCCAUUGCAAUUGCGGCCGUAAAGGCUCUCGAGGAAAAUGGUGUAUCUGUAAAAGAUACUCUCGAGAUUCUCCACCGCGACAAUCCCACCGUCCGUUUCCUCCCCCGCGACAUCUAUAACGCCCGAGCUGCCAUCAAACGAGAUCCCUCUCGCGUAGAACCCACAGCUAUGGAAUCCCUCCCCACUUUUUACAAAAAGCCCCCCAUGACAUUCGAAGAAAAGCUCCGCGCCGAGCUUCGAACCGAGGUUGCAAAAGCCCAAGCAGACGUGGAGAAAGUCAAGGCAGAUUGGAAGAGAGAGGUAGAGGAACUGAAAGAAGAGUUGAGACAAAAGGAGGUUGUGAUUAAGAAAUUUGAGAUGUUUAUUGAUAUUUGUAAUGAGAGGGUAAUGAUUCGAAGAGAGGAGUUGGCGGAUGGGGGAGAGGCGAGCGCAAAUCCUGCGGCUUAA
This is a messenger RNA of Sclerotinia borealis F-4128, 1566 nucleotides long. Lineage: Eukaryota; Fungi; Ascomycota; Leotiomycetes; Helotiales; Sclerotiniaceae. The record is from the annotation of a GenBank genome assembly.